Molecule: messenger RNA, 2535 nt
Organism: Eimeria tenella
Lineage: Eukaryota; Apicomplexa; Conoidasida; Eucoccidiorida; Eimeriidae
Product: DNA repair protein rad54, putative
Exons: 15
Coding region: 1-2535 (844 amino acids)
Biological process (GO): reciprocal meiotic recombination; double-strand break repair via synthesis-dependent strand annealing
Cellular component (GO): nucleus
Molecular function (GO): DNA translocase activity; ATP-dependent chromatin remodeler activity; ATP binding
Source: RefSeq, a predicted model, not a curated record
AUGCGGCGGGUUCUUAACCCCAAGCGCCCAGAGGGGGCUCCUGCCGACGGCCAUGUACAAGACUCUACUGGAGUUUCAGUUUGCCUCGUUAGGGCGCCUCUAAUGCCUUUUCUGACUGUUGAUGCUGGAUCAUCCAUGCUAUUCAGGCCGUUCAAGAGUCCUCUGAAGGGUCAUUUGCCAGGAUGCAGCGAAGAGUCCCUUCGGAAGACGCUGGGGGUCCGAAUGAAGCGUUCUUCAUGCUUCUUAAGUAACAUUAAACAGUUCAAAAGCCCCCCAGCUCUGUCUCCUACUGCCGCACCGGAACCUUCGGCCGGCGAACCCCUGAUCCUCUACGAGCCUCGGAAAGACGGUGAACACAGGGUAGAAGUCGACCCCAUGCUGACAAGCAUACUCCUGUUGCUUGGAGCACUAGGGGCUGUCUUUUAUGGGCAAGAUGCCAGUUCUGGAGGCUUCAGGUGGCUUCGCGAACAUCAAAGACAAGGUGUACGUUUUGUUUUCGAUUGCCUUAUGGGCCUCAAAGCUUUUGACGGCUUUGGGUGCAUUCUUGCCGACGAUAUGGGACUAGGAAAGACACUGCAAAGCAUUACAAUCCUUUGGACACUUCUUGAGCAGGGAAUUGACACCAUUCCAGGCACAGGUGCCCCGUGCACGUUCCCUUCUGCUGUUAAGCAGGAGCUGAAGUACUCCUCCAUCUUCUGUGCAACUGCUUCAGCUGCUAAACGGGCCGUUGUUGUUUGUCCGGCGUCUCUUGUCAAUAACUGGGCGGCAGAGUUGCAGAAGUGGCUGCAGGGACGAUGCCCCUGUACUGCUGUAGCGGACAGCUGCAAAGAUAAAGUUGUUUCCAAAUUUGAGGGCUUUAAAUAUGAUCGACAGUCUCGCGUGCUCAUUGCGAGCUAUGAGACAUUCAGAGCCCACGCACAUCGUGUUGCGUCCGUCCCAAUUGAACUUGUUAUCUGUGACGAAGCCCAUCGCUUGAAAAAUGAUAAGACAAAGACAUCUGUUGCUAUUAGCCAGCUCCCUGCCAAGCGGCGACUCCUUCUGAGUGGCACUCCCAUUCAGAAUGACCUUGACGAAUUCUUUGCCCUCGUGUCACUCUGCAAUCCUAAUGUCCUUGGAGACGCGUACACAUUUCGCAAACGAUACGCUUCGCCAAUUCUUGUGGGAAGAGAACCCGGAGCUACGGAAGCUGAACAGGAACUGGCUGCUGAGCGACUGACGGAGCUAUCUUCAAUCACAAAUCUCUUCAUUCUUCGACGCACCAAUGCCCUGCUCGCUAAAGUUUUACCCCCUAAAAUCAUUAUUGGAUUCGAGAAAUGUGCAAAGCUUUUUGAGGAACUAGACCUUGAAGGCACAAAGGCCCGCGUCCGUUCCAUCCGGCCUGAUAUGUCAGGGAAGAUGCUGCUACUUGCCAGGUUGCUUCAUGCAAUCCGUGUUAAUACACGUGACAAGGUCGUGCUGAUCAGCAACUACACGCAAACCCUUGACUUAUUUGAACGGCUGUGCAAAGAUUCUGGUUAUCCUUGUGUCCGCCUCGACGGCACUACGUCCAUCAAGAAGCGCCAUGACCUCAUUACUAAGUUUAACGACCCCAAUUGCUCAGCAGCUACCAGCUUUGCCUUCCUCCUUAGCAGCAAGGCGGGGGGGUGUGGCGUGAAUCUAGUUGGCGCUAAUCGUCUCGUGCUCUUCGACCCAGAUUGGAAUCCUGCAAAUGACAAGCAGAGACAAAUUUGUAAGGACGGCCUGAGCGCUAUGCUUGUUAGCGAAGGGGUCAACCAAAUGAAAGACUCGCUUUCGACGGACAUAGUGAAGGAUCUGUUUCAGCUGCGCGAGACGCGCUCCGACACUCACGACAUGCUCCAAUGCCAGCGCUGCCAGCCGAGUAGAGAAACUGAGCCAUUAGGAAUGGUCGCACAGCUAGUGGAUGGAUUCGAGGAAGAUGAUCUUCUCACCUGGGCACACCACUCUGACUUAAAAACAGUUCCUGAUGAAAUGUUGCUUAAGGCGAUUGAAGCAGCGGAAGGGGAUGCCGCAGAUGCUCUCUCCAGUGACACACAUGAAGCGCCGACAGAGAUACCCAGCCAUUUCCAGCCUGUUUCAUUCGCAAUGUCCUGCAAAGUUGAAUUUACCAAAGAAUCUGAAGAAACGAAUUCGGCUGGGGCACCAGCGCCAAAAAAAGUGAAUCAUGGAGAAGCGUGCCUCUCUGAAAUGAGGGUAGUUUCAUCAGCACCUCCCACGUCGCCUCAGCAAACUACUGCUCUGGGGCAGUAUUCAUCUCUAGAGAAUGCUCUUGUCAAGCCUAUCGACCGCGGUGAACGUCCAGGUAUUUUGCAAAACCGGGAGAACGUCUGUGUCAACACGUCUGUAACAACCGCCUGUGCAGAAGCUCCUUCAAGAGAAGCUCUCCACGCAGUCGAUGACACUUCAGACGUUUCCUGCAGCAGCGAAGGCACCAUCACAAGUGAAGGGGAAUCGGAUAGUGAGGAUUUAGACGCAGUGGCGGAAGAUGAAAGUCCCAGCGACAGCGAUUCCGACUAG